Molecule: messenger RNA, 1452 nt
Organism: Eimeria acervulina
Lineage: Eukaryota; Apicomplexa; Conoidasida; Eucoccidiorida; Eimeriidae
Exons: 1
Coding region: 1-1452 (483 amino acids)
Source: RefSeq, a predicted model, not a curated record
AUGGCAGGGAAGAAAGCACCGACCGGGCUCGAGACUGAAGAAGCAAGGCGGGAGCCAUAUUUAGAGAGGCGGAAACACUACGGGGGAUGGGAAGAUAAGGAUAUUGCUCAAGGAAGAGACCACCAUCGAGGCCAAGGGGUUCAUCCUGGUAGUCCCCCUGCUAAGCGCAAUCGGACGUGGUCGCUCUGGGUGGCGGCAGCUGCAGUGUUUGCUCUGCUAGCCGCUAAGCUCUGCACUUCAGGCACGUCAUCAAAAUCGGUAAAAAAACGUGAGAAGGGAGGGUUUGGGCUGGAUGGAGACCAAAGUUUUGAUGAGGACAUGGAAGAUGACUUAUGGAAUGGAGAUGCAGAGGUGAAAGCGGUCGUCUCAUUCGCGCCAUUUAUGGCAGGUGAUCCUCUUUUCUUCGAGGGGGCCGCCAAUUUGAGACCACAAACAGUCCCGUUCUCUCAUGUACAUUCGGAGGACUUCUCACUCGAUAGCACCGGCAUUCCAAAGGCAUGGGCCGCCUAUCUGCAGGGGAAGAGCCCGGAGGAAAGUGCUCCGCAGGAACAGGAACCUUCACAGGGCCCGGUAGAUCUAGAUUGGUUGUUGGGAUAUUCAUCUUCCGGAAGUGUGGCGGAGGGUGUUCAGCCAGGGCGGCUGUGCAUUAAAUCGGGGGACGCGAUAAAGGUAGCACGAGAAGUUUCCGACAGGUACUUUGGCACAGCUCCUGUGGAGGAGCCCAAAAAGUCGCCAGAAGCCGCAGCGACUCGUCUCUUCAGUCGUUUAAUAGGAAAGGUAGGCAGCGGCUUGGUGACUGUUGUGACAGGGGCUAGUCGCUUGUCGAAUAUGAAAUUCGAUGCGCAUUCCAGGAAUCUUCGAUCCGAGUUGGCCCUUAUUGAACUGGGCAAUGAUGUGGAGAGGCUCAAAGAACGCCAAAACGACGCUCUUAAGGAGAUGGAGCAGGCUCGGGCCAAACUGGCGGCUGGAGAUGAAAGUGGAAAGGCUCAACUCGAGGAUGCAAUGGAGACCUACUUGUCCUUGUUAAGAUGUGAAAAGGAUUUAAUGUCAACGCUGGUGCAGCUAUCAUUUCGCUGGACAGAAGAAACGAAUAAAGUUCUCGCGAAUGUUGCCUCGAUUGUCACUUCGUCGGCCAUGGAUGGCAUUGAAGAAAUCGCCCAACUUGAAGCAUCAUUAUUUAACAUCCCCAAGAUGGGCAAGAAAGUAUUCGGGCUGUCCGACGUGUUGCAAAAGGAAGCCCGCAGUAAGAACCGGUGCCGUCUUGUUGAAGGCGUGGCGGGGCAGCGCAUGAAAGACAUCGAUGCUCUUUGCUCCAACGUUGGCAAGAUGCCCGCUGAUGAGUUCUCCAGACUUAUGCAACAGCAGAGUGAGGGGCUCGCUAGUAAAAGAGCAGAUUUCCGGUCGGUCCUCGUGAAGAAGAAACAGGAUCCGUGGGUAGCGGACGUUAUCUGA